Molecule: messenger RNA, 984 nt
Organism: Zygosaccharomyces rouxii
Lineage: Eukaryota; Fungi; Ascomycota; Saccharomycetes; Saccharomycetales; Saccharomycetaceae
Gene: AAR2
Product: U5 snRNP complex subunit AAR2
Exons: 1
Coding region: 1-984 (327 amino acids)
Biological process (GO): spliceosomal tri-snRNP complex assembly
Source: RefSeq, a predicted model, not a curated record
AUGAAUGCCGUAUUAUAUGGAUCCAAUAGUCCUAUAGAUGUCGUUGUUGGUAUUGACAAUUUCACAUUUGAAUUGAAAGCCGGUCAGCCAUUCGGUGGUAUAAAGAAUAUAUCACCAGGUAUCCAUGUCUUGCAUUGGGGAGAUGAUUCUAUGAGGUAUGGUUAUUGGUUUGAUGUCAAAAAUCAGUAUCAAAUUGUAUACCGUGAGAGGUUCGAACUAGUUCCAAAUACUUCAAUUGAAUAUCAACAAGAGGUGGCAUCACAUCUUCAAUUUAUGGUUACUUAUCCAAGGGAAGGACCAUGGGGAGAACUUUCACGUUACGUUUCUCUUGAACAAGCCCAGAUGAUUACAGGUGAUAGUAGGGCAUACGCGGAUUCCUCGAUGACGAGUUUAGAGGAGUCCCAAAUGUUACAAAGGACUCUGUCUCAAGGAUCAAUGGAUAUUCCCAAUAGCGAUCCGGUAUUUCACUUUCAUACCAUAAAAUUUAAAUCUUUAGAAGCCAUAAGGGAGGAUCAUAAAGCGGAAGAUUUCAUGGAUAAAUCGUAUUAUUUGAACCAGGUUUUAUUACCUGAGCAUUAUGGGAACCAUUUCGAUCGUUUACUAGGCGAAUUGCAAUUCGCCUUUCUAAACGUUAUGGUAUUCGGUAAUUACGGUUCUAGCUUGCAAUGGCAUUCGAUUGUUGAAUUGAUAUCAUUCAGUUCACGUGUGAAUAAGGAUACCAUAAGGCGUUUUGAUGGGAUUCUUUCUCUACAAAUAGAUAAUUUACAACAAGAAUAUGCGGAUUUUUUGCUCAACCCAUCAGUGUGGUUUAGAGUAUUGAACGACUCUCAUCAGGGCCAUAACUUGUCACUGACUCGAAGAACCUUUUCAAAUCGAGGACCGGAUCUUCUCGAAGAUGCAGGACAAGAUGCCAAUGACCCAGAUCAAUACUCCGACGAGUAUGAGCCAACGGUAGUAGGAGGGGUCUACUACUGUAGGCAGUGA